AUGGCUCCGCGGUUGUGCAUCAUCUCUGCAGCGGCACGGCGGCUGCUCAUGAAGCCGGGACCCCGUGCUGGGGACCUCGCGGCUGCGGGUGCUGUGCGCUCCUAUUCCAAGGACAGUGAAGGCAGCUGGUUCCGCUCCCUCUUUGUUCACAAGGUGGAUCCUCGGAAGGACGCGCACUCCACUCUGCUGUCUAAGAAGGAGACUAGUAAUCUCUACAAGAUCCAGUUUCACAACGUGAAGCCCGAAUGUCUGGAUACCUACAACAGUCUGACGGAGGCUGUACUGCCCAAGCUGCACCUGGAUGAGGACUACCCCUGCUCACUUGUGGGCAACUGGAACACGUGGUACGGGGAGCAGGACCAGGCAGUACACCUAUGGCGGUUCUCAGGUGGCUAUCCGGCCCUCAUGGACUGCAUGAACAAGCUAAAAACCAACAAGGAGUACCUGGAGUUCCGGAAGGAGCGGAGCAAGAUGCUGCUGUCAAGGAGAAACAAGUUGCUUCUGGAGUUCAGCUUCUGGAAUGAGCCACAGCCUCGAGCUGGCCCCAACAUCUAUGAGCUGAGGACAUACAAGCUCAAGCCGGGAACCAUGAUUGAAUGGGGAAACAACUGGGCUCGUGCCAUCAAGUACCGUCAGGAGAACCAGGAGGCGGUGGGAGGCUUCUUUUCACAAAUAGGAGAGCUCUAUGUGGUCCACCACUUAUGGGCCUACAAAGAUCUGCAGUCUCGGGAGGAGACUCGAAAUGCAGCCUGGAGAAAAAGGGGCUGGGAUGAAAAUGUCUACUACACAGUCCCCUUGGUUCGACACAUGGAGUCACGAAUCAUGAUCCCUUUGAAGAUUUCUCCUCUCCAGUGAGGCUGGCACUGCCUCCACCUCCUUCCCUGUCUCCUGUGGAGUAACCUGGAACAGAGGAGCUUCUAGGCCAGCUGGCACAGUUUUCUCACAACUCUGGAAGACUUCUGAUGAGUGAUGUUCAGCUUAGACAAAGAAGACGUUUUCUGAGAACCUAAUCUGUCUAUACCCAGCCAACCUCUCUCCCAUGCUGGAUGAAGUUUUUAAUUUCCCUAACUGCAGAAUAGCAACCUUUUAAGCAUUCAUGCAUUUUUCUCUUAAGAUUCAUCAUCUCCAGAACAUCAAGUUCCCAGCUCACACUGUGGCCAUGGCUUAGUUGCAUAAAAGCCAGCAUGACUAGCUGUUAGGCAGUAUAGUGUGAAAGGAUAUCAGACCACGUAUGGUCUCAGGAACUCUCUGGUGUUUACUUGUUAAAAAAGCAAGCCUGAGCCUUUAAGGAAAAAAAAAA
Grammomys surdaster is the source of this 1300-nucleotide messenger RNA. Its product is annotated as protein NipSnap homolog 1. Lineage: Eukaryota; Metazoa; Chordata; Mammalia; Rodentia; Muridae. The coding region runs from base 1 to 855 and encodes 284 amino acids. The record is from RefSeq and is a predicted model, not a curated record. The transcript has a single exon. Gene Ontology annotation, cellular component: mitochondrion.